AUGACAAACCAACUCGUAUUGAAACCAGCGUGGCAACGAAAAAAUGUGCCAGCAGAUUCACCGAGCAAGUACACCUUUAAGUAUCUUCCAGUUUCUCCAGUUCCUUCCGAUCAUUCUGAUGAAGCUGGUUAUGCGCUCCAUUUGCGUCUAUCGCCCUCCAUUGAUGGAUUUGUGAACCUAAACACGGGCAAACGAUUCGGUGGCCAUAAUGCGUUUCACGACUAUAUUUCAACGAUAACAGACAACAAAAACGAUCAAAUAUGCGAUAUCUGGGAAAAAUACUUCCAUGUAACUCUUGGGCAGCUUUAUAUGGGCGAAAAAACUCACAAUGAAGAUAAACUUCAGAUAGUCGAACAAACGCUUUGCAAUGUUCUGAACACUCUAGCCAAAAAUCAACCUGAACUUCCAAUCACGCUCGAAACCAAUGAACUUAAAACUAUUUCGGGUCAAACUCGCGCGAAAGGUCGAGCUGAAACUAAUUUUGUAGUAUUAUCAAUUAAAGAAUCAGAGAAAUUGAAAGAAUUUUGGCGCUUUUCGAAUGAAGUUUGUGUAAAAGUUCAAAGAGAAUUUAAAAACGCUCAAGUGAAACUUGUACAGUUUGAUAAGGUGCAUAUUACUAUUCGUAAAUACAGUAAUUAUAUUGUAACAGAUAAUAUGAAAUGUAUAAUUAAAGAAAAUCCAUUACAGUUAACGUGUUCGGCACUCGAUUUAGUUCAAGGACGGGAUAAUGCGAGAGAACGAUUCAAAAUUAAUGGAAGUAAAAAGUGGUGGUACGGCGUUACAGAAAUAGAGAAAGACGACGGAAAACCCGGAAGCGAUUUGACACUUACAUAUGUUCCCUCGUCAGCUGAGACACUACGUGAAAAUAUAUCAGCAUAUAUCCAUUCGUCAGAUUAUGCCGCAAAGUAA
Molecule: messenger RNA, 909 nt
Organism: Didymodactylos carnosus
Lineage: Eukaryota; Metazoa; Rotifera; Eurotatoria; Philodinida; Philodinidae
Source: the annotation of a GenBank genome assembly